CCAUGCUGAGCGGGGGGCGGGGCUGGCUGGCUGAGGGUGGCCCCCAGGCGGGGCCAUGCAGAGGAAGGAGCCUCUGGGGGCUGCUGGCGGCCUCAAAGGGGAAUCUCCCGAAGGAGCAACCAGGGAGGUGCCCGGAGAGAUCCGAAGGGCCGAGGCGGGCGCCGGGCUGCCCCCGGGAACAGUCCUGUUUCACGGCUCUGGGCCCUCACAGUAUUCCGGGAGACUCGGAACUCGCAGUACUGCUUUGAGCCGGCCCUCCGGGGGCUUCGCGGUCCUCGGCUCGGGACCCAGCCAGCCCCCUGGAGGGGUUUCAGGCCACGGCCUUGGGUCCGGCACAUACCCUGCCAUAAUCAACACCCCCUGCCCUGGAACCAGCUUAUCCGGGGCGUCCAACCCCGGGUCCGGCGGGUCUGAAGCGUCUACAUCGCGGGUCUACAUCGAGGGGUGUAGUCCGCACACCGGGUCAAUUUGUUCGCACUCCCACAGCACCCAUGAAGACCGGCCCCGGAGCAUCCUCAAAAACAACAACAGCUGCAUCUUGAUGCAGAAACGUUCCAAUGUGGAGAAGUCUGACUCCACCUCCAACCCCCUACACUGUCCAUACCGUGCCUGGAACUACAAGGGGGUGCAACGAAAGUUUUUUGAAAGAGGAAAGACUCUGAGAAGGGGAUCACUAGAACGUUUCCUCCCUGCUCCCAGGAAAAAGGCCCAGCGCUGGGAUGAGAUGAAUAUCAUGGCCACCUACCACCCUGCUGGCAAGGACUACGGGCUUAUGAAGGUGGAUGAGCCCAGCACUCCCUACCACAGGCUGCAGGACUGUGAUGACGACAUGCAUGCAGGCUCCUCCCACACGGUGACUCCCCAGGCACUGGCAGACAGGCUGGCAACAAUGGACAACUUCCACCCCAAGGUUCUCCAGAACAGUGAUACCAGAUUCUCAGAGUCUCUAGACAUCUUUUCCAAGACAUACUCCAGUGAUUUUGAACAGCACCGCAGGACACACUAUGAUGAAGGGAAGUUCCUCAGGACUCCAAAAACCCUGCCCUUGGACGAUGAGGGACACUGCUACGGAGGUAGUGCUGGUGUCAGCAGUGGAGGCCAAGGUGUGAUGCUGGACCCAGAGUCCAGGCCUGUGGAAAGAGGCAGUAAACGAGGAUCAGCCAGAGGAGUCAAAGAUGAGACUGGCUUGGUGACCAGGAGUCACGUUCCAGAAGCCAAAGCUGCCCACGCCAAUGGAAAUCAUCCUCCAGCCCCGACCCCCACUAAGUUGGAGAAGGAGUUUGAUCGGCAGCGCAAGGAAUAUCACAGCAUGGGAAGAUACCUUCGGUCCUGCUCCUACCCGGAGACUGAGGAGGACACAGAUAAUGAGCAACAGGAGAGUAAGGGCUUCUCCACAAGCUUGCCCUUGGUGGUUGAGAAUCCCAUGAGGACUGAGGUCCGCCUGCUGGACCACACAGGAAGCCCCUUCCUGGAGCACAAGGCUGAGAGCUCCCUGACGCUGACAGCGACACCAUCACAGCCUGGUACCCCCCUGCCCGGCAGUCUCCAAGUGAUGUCUGGUUGGUGUCAGUGGCUGGUGACCAAGAGGCCAGGCUGUCAAAACCCGGCAGGCUCAGAGAGGGAAUCUGUAAACAACCAAAGCCCCUCACGCCAGAGCGAGCGCAGACGUGAGCCUCAGCAGGGGCAGGGGUGCUUGCACUGGCCAGGAAGAUGAAACCCUGCAGCUUCGAUGGAGCUCGGAGGAGGAAACCAGACAGUGGAAAACAUAGCCAGCUGGGGGUGGGGUGGGGUCACCUUCCCCUGCCCUCCCACCCUAGGGGUGGACAAUAAAGAGAGACGAGCA
This is a messenger RNA of Choloepus didactylus (southern two-toed sloth), 1843 nucleotides long. RefSeq lists its product as uncharacterized. Gene Ontology annotation, molecular function: protein phosphatase inhibitor activity. The transcript has 9 exons. The record is from RefSeq and is a predicted model, not a curated record. Gene Ontology annotation, biological process: regulation of signal transduction. Lineage: Eukaryota; Metazoa; Chordata; Mammalia; Pilosa; Megalonychidae. The coding region runs from base 56 to 1714 and encodes 552 amino acids.